Molecule: messenger RNA, 1472 nt
Organism: Suricata suricatta (meerkat)
Lineage: Eukaryota; Metazoa; Chordata; Mammalia; Carnivora; Herpestidae
Gene: DORIP1
Product: chromosome 9 C14orf28 homolog
Exons: 5
Coding region: 517-1449 (310 amino acids)
Source: RefSeq, a predicted model, not a curated record
GGCAGGGGCGUCGAGCCGUCUCACCUGCUCCUGGCUCUGGGACCUGCCAGCCCUCGGUGCCGGGCCUUCGACUGCGCGGAGGGUCGGGGGCGGGGUAGGCGUGUCCGCGGCGCGGGGAACGGAGGCGGGCGCCCACCGCGCGCCCAGCGGGUCCCUGCCCAGAAGCCCCGCGCUGCUUUAAGGGGGGAGCGCGGGGCCGUUUUUCAGAUUAUUUCGGUGAGUAGAUUCGUGAAGGGACCCUCUUAGGGAAUCCAGCAUUCAGUGCCUAGGGCGGAUGGUCUGGUCGUCACGACCAGUGUGGAGUAUAGAUUGUCACCCUUGAAAAUGACCGCAAAAGAAAGGUGUCGUUUUGCCAAGGAAAAAGAGGUCGGGAGAGUUUUCCAGGUUUAUUUGAAUUGGAGGGCCUGUUGAAACAGGACAAUAAUGCCAGCAGCAUACCUCCUCCAGGGCUUCUAAUACGGGGCCCAAAGAAACAGUCUUUUUGACGAUGUGGAGAAAUCUCAAGACAAUUUUAAGAUGAAGACACUGUUCGAAGAGAUCAAAGCAUCAAUUAAAAAUAACUAUAACCAAGAUCGCUCAUUUUGGAGGCCUGUUCUUCCUUGGGGAGGUGUUUUUACUAUCAAAGCUGGCCGCAAAGCAGUAUCCUGUACACCACUUUAUGUUGAAAUAAGACUGAAAAAUACCUGCACCAUAGAUGGGUUCUUGAUGUUAUUAUAUGUCAUUCUUAAUGAAAAUGACAAUUUCCCCAGGGAGCUCUCUCUUCAUUUAGGUAGAGAGUUUGUAGACUGUUUCCUUUACUUAAUGGACACCUACAGUUUCACAACUGUGAAGCUACUUUGGAUUUGGGACAAGAUGGAAAAACAGCAAUACAAAUCUGAAGUUCAUAAAGCUUCUUUAAUAAUUGAUUUAUUUGGGAAUGAGCAUGAUAAUUUUACAAAAAAUCUUGAAAAUCUCAUGUCUACCAUACAAGAGAGUUACUGUUCCAAUUGGCGAUGCCCAACUCGAAUACAGGAAGAUCAGCAACGCACAAUUAAUAUAAAUCCUCCCCAAGAAAUUCCGCAUGGAAACUUGAUACGACUGGCUGUGGAUGAGUUAUUCUGUUCCAGGAUUGAACUGUGUGAACAGAGUGGGUGUGGUGGCUUAAGAGAAUUUUCCCAGCGAGUUUUCUGCCAUGGGGCACCCCCUUUUGUUGUCUUAAAUAUGCAGCACUGGAAAUCUGAAGAUCUGGCAUAUGUACCAUAUUACUUGGAUUUAUCUGAUCACAAAUAUUUGUUAGAAGGUGCCACAUUAUUUAACAAAGAGGAACAUCAUUAUUCUGCAGCUUUCCAGAUUGAUGGACAUUGGAUGCACUAUGACGGCCUCAGAAAUGUGAAUUUAAUUUUGUUAAAUAAACCCCCAGAGUUUCUCCUCUUGUCAUCAUUGGUUUAUAUUCGAGCAACAGAGAAAUAAAUACAGACUGAUGCUAAAUUAAA